UGUUGUUGAUUUUGUAUGUAAUAGAAAAGAUUCCUUGUUAUGCAUUUGGUGGUUGAGGGAUUUAUUUUGGUAUUGUGCAGCUAUGAACUGAAAGGGGUUGAGGAAGAAGAAAUAGCUCGGUUAGCUGAGGAUGGUGACAUAUACAACAGGCUGUCUAGAUCAUUGGCUCCUGAGAUAUUUGGACAUGAAGAUAUCAAGAAAGCUCUUUUACUCUUAUUAGUGGGCGCUCCUCAUCGGAAGCUCAAGGAUGGGAUGAAGAUAAGAGGGGAUCUACAUAUAUGUUUGAUGGGUGAUCCUGGAGUUGCAAAAAGUCAGCUGCUUAAGCACAUAAUUACUGUUGCACCAAGAGGUGUGUAUACAACUGGAAAAGGAAGCAGUGGUGUUGGUCUUACAGCUGCUAGUCAGAAGGACCUGGUCACAAAUGAGUUUGUGCUGGAAGGGGAGGCAUUGGUGCUGGCUGAUAUGGGGAUAUGUGCGAUUGAUGAGUUUGAUAAGAUGGAUGAGUCAGACAGGACUGCCAUACAUGAAGUUAUGGAGCAGCAGACGGUUAGCAUUGCCAAAGCCGGGAUCACCACUUCUCUCAAUGCAAGAACUGCAGUUCUUGCUGCUGCAAAUCCUGCCUGGGGGAGAUAUGAUCUCCGCAGAACUCCAGCUGAAAAUAUAAACCUGCCUCCUGCACUUCUAUCAAGAUUUGAUCUUUUGUGAUUGAUCCUUGACAAGGCAGAUAUGGACAAUGAUCUUGAAAUGGUCAGGCAUGUUGUUUAUGUCCACCAGAACAGAGAAUCUCCUGCCCUUGGCUUUGCUCCACUUGAAGCUUCUGUUCUCAGGGCAUACAUAUCAGCUGCUCGGAAGCUGUCUCCUAGUAUACCAAGAGAGCUGGAGGAGUACAUAGCCACUGCAUAUUCAAGCAUCAGGCAAGAAGAAGCAAAAUCAAACAGCCCUCACUCCUAUAUGAUAUAUAUCCAACAAAUAUACUUCUCUUCAAACAUUCUUAUCUUUGACUUCAAGUAUAAAGAACAUAUUCAGGUGGAUACAAAUGAAACCAAAAAAAUUGUUCCUAUUGCUCAUUCCACUCCCAAAUUCCAUCUAACACCUACAACUCCUAAGGUUAAAAGUGGGGUGAAUAAGCUUAGCAACACCUUCAGUAAAAAGAAGAUAAUUUUUGUCGUUUCUUUAUACUUUUUAAAGGGUGGAAACGCCUUUAGCUGUUGGAAGCAAAACUCCAAAUUCUGGAUAUGUUCGAAAGUUUUAGAUAUUAUUGUGAAGGUUGUGAGUCUUGUAGGUGCACAGAAAGCACAACUCCAUCCUGAUGACAUGCUGCUUCUUGCUAAUUUUGUCAUGUCAUUUGAAUCUUUUAGGACAUCUGAGUCAUUCUCCCCCAUAUGUUUACCAAGAUACAAUGCCAUGCCCUUUCUACAUGCUUAUGUUCAUUAUUUUGAUGAUGAUACAUACCUGGUGUUGCUAACAUCUAAUUCUGAUGACUUCUUUCAUCUAAAAGAUUGUCGGUCACACUGUAAGGAUGGUAAAGCUUAUGAGGCAGUGCAAGAAUGUGAAGAACUAAAGAAGAAAUGUUUGUAUUUGUGA
This is a messenger RNA of Lactuca sativa (garden lettuce), 1584 nucleotides long. Its product is annotated as DNA replication licensing factor MCM7. Gene Ontology annotation, biological process: DNA replication initiation; vesicle-mediated transport; DNA strand elongation involved in DNA replication. NCBI's taxonomy places the organism in Eukaryota, Viridiplantae, Streptophyta, Magnoliopsida, Asterales, Asteraceae. The record is from RefSeq and is a predicted model, not a curated record. Gene Ontology annotation, molecular function: ATP binding; single-stranded DNA binding; single-stranded DNA helicase activity. Gene Ontology annotation, cellular component: MCM complex; nucleus.